This is a messenger RNA of Cooperia oncophora, 765 nucleotides long. NCBI's taxonomy places the organism in Eukaryota, Metazoa, Nematoda, Chromadorea, Rhabditida, Trichostrongylidae. The record is from the annotation of a GenBank genome assembly.
CUGGAGAUUGUCACAAGUGACACCACAAGAUCAGUAGCGCAAGCCAUUUGUCAACUUUCAAAUUUUGGAUUUUUUCAGACCGACUUUGGCGGAUCUCCUGUAAUCAACAAUGAUCACUGGCUGUAUUGGGGCGAUCGCCAAAUUAGCCUCGAUGAUUCCUCAAGUCCGGUGACGAUACGGGUAAUCGAGCAGACAGAAUUUCUCGACGAUGAGACGUAUGAGCCAAUCGCGGGACCUUCCACCUCGGAACCGUAUGCGAAACGGUGCUGCCAGAUCCGCCUUGAAAGUCGAGAUAAGCUCAUGUACAUUCAAAAGGAGCAACUCGGCCUUGAGGCAGAAUUCGAUCAGCAUGUUUUGCCAGACGGGAAAUGUUUUGUCGACGCGUUCAUCUACGUUUUCGACGCAAGUCGAACCGAUGGGCGAACAUUCGAAAGCCAAUGCUCGUCAGCGUCGUCAAUACUGUCUAAUGUGAUCAAGACGAAGAAACCUGUUGUGAUUGCGCUAAGUCAGAUGGAUAGCGUGGACGACGAAGCGCGAAGGGCUCUUCAUACACUACUCAGUCGUAAAGAUCUCAAAAGCACCCAUAUCACAGUGGUAGAGUGUCAGGCGCACAUGAACCGUGAAUGUAUGAGCGAGUUGUUUGUGGUGACAGCUUGUGCAGUAUUACGUAGUAAGUUGAGGCUGAAAAUCCAAUCAUUUUCUGAUGCGCUGAAAAUCGUCACCGAACGGAAUAGAGAUGUUAGGUGGGCUCACAGAAUUUUCUAA